This is a messenger RNA of Amphibalanus amphitrite, 2472 nucleotides long. Its product is annotated as KAT8 regulatory NSL complex subunit 2-like. Gene Ontology annotation, cellular component: NSL complex. Bases 362 to 1897 code for a protein of 511 amino acids. NCBI's taxonomy places the organism in Eukaryota, Metazoa, Arthropoda, Thecostraca, Balanomorpha, Balanidae. The record is from RefSeq and is a predicted model, not a curated record. The transcript has 11 exons.
GUCCGGUUACGCUUGUUUCUCAUUUUCUCCUACUGAUUGGAUUGCAUCAUCAUUUGCACUGAUUACAUUGCAGUUCACUUGGGUUACCAUUUAUUGGAAUGUAAGAACAUGGCCUUUGACCAUUUUCAAUGAUUUUCUCCGAAGUCUGAUGACUGCUGGACUGAUCAAUGAUCAUGAUCUGGAUCGUAGUGUUAGUGCCUAAAUGAAAUCACCUUUUUUGAAUUUUGUGUUUGGAAAUGUAAGCUAUUUUGGCUGAAGAAAUUGAAAUAAUUGCAACCAGUUAGGUUGUUGUUGAGCUGAUAAGCAUCAGUGCUGCCAGAUUUUUAGAAUUUUCAUAAGCUGGAGGAUUUCAACCUCUACGAUGCCGCGGAUCCGGCAAAUGCGCGGAGGCCGGCGGGUGGAGAGCCACCCGACCCGUGUGUCGGUGGGAACUGUCUGCCGACACCCGCACCACUUCUGCCAGAAGGAGUGUCUGGAGGGAUUCAGCUUCUGUUCGGCGCACAUUCUUGAGGAUCGGUCGGCGCCCUACCGGCCAUGUGCGUUCGUUUACAGCAAUGGAAGGAAGUGCGGCACGCCCGUCCCCAAGAAGGACAGCACCUGCAAAAAGUGCGGCGGGAGCUCGCAUGGCUCGAAGAAGGGGUCGCCGGCGUCGCUGCUGGCUCGUUUGGAAGGACCAGAGGCAUUCUUCAUGCAGUGCCAGGACCACCGGCGCCGCAUCCUGCUGGCCAGGGAGCGAGCUGAGCGCGCCCGGCCACCCAAGGAGUCGGUGGCCGUAGUGGUGGAGCAGAUUCAGCAGAGUAUCGCCUCUGCCGCCGCCGCCGGCCCGCCGGGGUCCACCUCCGGUGCCGGACCGUCGUCAACAGGCGAGGGCUGGGAGGCGGCCCAGCGCGCGCUCCAGUACGGCUCGGACUCGGAGUCGGGCGAGGGCGAGGCCGAGGGCGACCGGACGGUGGAGGGGCCGCUGGAGCCCUCUCUCAGCUCUGAUGAGUGUCUGAGCGGGCUCAGUGACGACGAACACACCGUGCUGCGACACGCCGGCGUCUACACGGACGACGAGGUGAUUCGUUUGGCGGAGCGUCGCCUGCGGCGUCUGCAGCACCUGUACCUGGGUCAGUUCGAGCGGCUGCAGCACGUGAUGAAGAACAAGCGGCGCGCCUUUCUGCUGGAGGUGGCCCGGGAGAAGGAGGCCAUGAAGAGUAUCAGCGGCGCGCCGCGGGAGACGGUGGCCGAACAGGAGGCCUACGACCUGCUGCGGGCCUACGGCCACCACCAGAAGACGGCGGGCAAGGACUACUGGUUCUGGCAGCAGCGGCUAGAGAAACGCGCCGCCGAGGCGGGCUCGGCACGCACCCGCCCGCUGACCCGCUGUGCCCACGCCGAGGGCAGGGUACGCUGCACACUGCGCACCGUGCCACUCAGCAAGUUCUGCCUCAAACACAUCAUACAGGACCAGCACCAGGUUCUGUUCCGACCGUGCGGUGGCGGAAGCACCGCCGACCCCUGUCCCACGCCAGUGGCUGGCAUCCAGCCUGAGACCAGGUGCAAGCUGCACACGCCGCUGCCGGAGGACGGGCCGGUGCGGAUGCCACAGCCACCGCCCGACCCUGUGGAGACCAUUCUCGGCGAACUCGACGGAGAUGACCUAGCGCUGGACGAAACGCAGAGCGAGUUGGUGGCGAGCAUCGCCAACACGCUGAUGGCCUCGGCCGGCCGGCUGGAGACGGCUGCAGGUGGCGCUAGUGAGCCGCUGCAAGGUGGCGCUGCCGGCGCCGGCUCCAAGUCGGGCUCUGCUGACGGGAGCGGUCAGAGGUCAGAGGUGUCCUCUGAGGUGGACGUCACCGGGGGCACGAGGUCAGGGUCGCCCUCAGAGGGGGCUGAGGUCACUGUGACUGGGUGAGGGAGGAAGCUGGGCAGAUGGUUCGUUGGAUAUGCUGACGCGUAACCGUAGAAGCCUGAAAGGCUCGCUCAUUUCCUUAGAGUGUACUUUUGUAUUGGUAUUUUCGACGAUGCAUUAUGAAGUAUUGUGUAAAUAGCUCAUUUUUGACGAGUGUUAGCUUUAUGUAUUUCCCUGAAAUGUUCACUCCCGAAAAUGAGUAAAUUGCAGUUUAGCGCUUUUGCCUCAAAGUAAGUGCAUGAAAUAUUUAACACGAUCUGAGAAUGGGCAAUUGGGUCAUUAUGUAAUUACAUAAUAACUGAUCAUAGUUUGUUCACCGGCCACAAAACUUUAGCCAUUAUAAUUUCAAGGAGCUAAUGCCAACAUCUCGCCUCUUCUGUGCUUCCGAAACGUGUAUUCCCCUAUAGGCGCCGGCUGUUGAUACUCGUCUUUAUGGGAAACAUCGAUGGCCGUUGUUCUUGGUUCGUUCGAUGAAGUUCUGAGCGAUGUGAAAUGAAUUGCCGGCUAAGUAUUGACAUUUAGUUCUAUUGUUAAUUAUUUGAGUUACCUGUUCAUAAUAUACUGUCUGUAUGACUGGC